Auanema sp. JU1783 is the source of this 312-nucleotide messenger RNA. Lineage: Eukaryota; Metazoa; Nematoda; Chromadorea; Rhabditida; Rhabditidae. The record is from the annotation of a GenBank genome assembly.
AUGGCAGUUUCAUGUUCUCAAGCAGUAGCUGAUAUCCGAGCCACACAGGCUCAGCACUUGGAUAGUCUUCGUCCAACUCUUCAUGGAUUGAACAUCAAGGAUAUUGUCCCCAUCUUGGUUGCUCGUAAUGUCUUAAAAUCCUAUGAAAUGGGAGCUGUUUAUUCAAAGGACUCUAUUGAAGCUCAAGUUGAUGUUUUGAUUGCCCUUUUAAAGACAAAAAGUCAUUGGAUUGGACCAUUGACUGAUGCUCUCAUCCGUAAUGGCCAGGCUCCAGUUGCUAAGAAGCUUUUGGAACUUCAAGCAAAUGCUUAA